This is a messenger RNA of Cyprinodon tularosa, 2670 nucleotides long. It is a transcript of the gene lhx2b, whose product is annotated as LIM homeobox 2b. The transcript has 5 exons. NCBI's taxonomy places the organism in Eukaryota, Metazoa, Chordata, Actinopteri, Cyprinodontiformes, Cyprinodontidae. Gene Ontology annotation, molecular function: DNA-binding transcription factor activity, RNA polymerase II-specific; RNA polymerase II transcription regulatory region sequence-specific DNA binding. Bases 985 to 2238 code for a protein of 417 amino acids. Gene Ontology annotation, cellular component: nucleus. Gene Ontology annotation, biological process: regulation of transcription by RNA polymerase II; neuron differentiation. The record is from RefSeq and is a predicted model, not a curated record.
UUCUGAGGCGGACUAUUCGAAUCGCAGCUGCGGACACUGAGCACCGCUGCAGCCGAUGCUGCUGCCAAACGCUCACUCAGACCUGCUUCCUUCUAUCUGAAAAUACACAACUGAACUGUUCCGAGAAGGUAGUGGAACCAAUGAACACAAACGCUGCGUCAUGACGCAAGAUGGCCCGUAGAUAAGGAGCGGAGGGUCCAACCGGGACCUUAAACGGAGGACCGGAGUUGUGGGUUCAGCGGACAGUCAGUGAGCGUGAAGCCAACUCCUCCUCCCCAUCCUGUUUCUCCUCCUCCGCUGCCGUUACGCACAACGCAUCUUCAGGCAUAAGCCCACAAGAACUAAACAGGCUGCUGUGCAACGGAAAGUGCUGCCCAAAGACAUCAUACGGGACAAUAACGCAAAGGCCGCGUCUUUUUAACUAUUAUUUUUUUUCAGUUUAACUUACACUACAGGAGGAGAAUAAUUCAUCUCAAACUUUUUUAUUGUUAUAAUUUUUUUUUUCUUCUUGCGAUAUAGUUGCAGAGAACAAUCUGCUAGUACCCUUUCACAGAGCCGACAUCCUAUAAAAUUUCUCUCAUCAAGGAGCAGGCUGUGAGCCCUGCAACUGGACGUUCAAUAGUUGGUAUGUUAACUGACGGAUAUGAUUCACCAAUGGAUAAGAUCAUCUAGAAAAGGAAAAUUGUGAAAGCAAAAAAAAAAGCAACAAAAAAACAAAAACAGAAAAAAAAACACCCUUCUACUGAGAGAAAUUUUGUGAUAAAAAAUGAAUUAGAGCUUAUUAAUAAUGAGAACUGCAGAGAUUCGGAUGAUGGUUACCAUUGGCAGAUGAGACGUAGUGAGGAGAACACGUAUUCAUUUUUUUCUUCAUUCAUUUUUUUUUUUUUUUUUCCUGAACUGGAUUUUUAACUUGUCAUCGGCAGCGAGGAAAAGCCCGAAAACUGAGCGUCGCCUCUGCGUUCCGGCGCAGGCUCUGUGCCUCUGAUGGACAUCUUGGCUUGCAGAUCCGAAGAGAACAGUUACAACAUCCUCCCUUCUGCAGCAACGAUGCUUUUCCAUGGCCUCCCCGGAGGCGAUGUCCACGGUGUGGUGGAAGAAAUGGAGCGAAGAGGAAAGGGCGAGUCGGCGGCCAUCAGCUCGGCCAUCGACAUGGGAGAAUCCGAAACGGCCAUGCCCUGCGUGACCAGCGAACGCGUGGCUCUGUGCGCGGGCUGCGGCAGAAAGAUUGCGGACCGUUACUACCUUCUGGCCGUGGACAAGCAGUGGCACAUGCGCUGCCUCAAAUGCUGUGAAUGCAAGCUCAACCUGGAGUCCGAACUCACCUGCUUCAGCAAGGACGGCAGCAUAUACUGCAAAGAAGACUACUAUAGAAGAUUUUCAGUGCAGAGGUGCGCGCGCUGCCACCUGGGCAUUUCGGCCUCGGAGAUGGUGAUGCGCGCGAGAGACCUGGUCUAUCACCUGAACUGCUUCACCUGCACCACCUGCAGCAAGAUGCUGACCACCGGGGACCACUUCGGCAUGAAGGACAGCCUGGUGUACUGCCGCCUGCACUUUGAGACUCUGAUACAAGGAGAAUACCAGACUCACUUUAACCACGCGGACAUUGUAGCGCACAAGGGCCUUGGGCCGGCCAAUGCGCUGGGACUAUCCUACUUUAACGGAGUGGGCACUGUGCAAAAAGGCAGGCCCAGAAAGAGGAAGAGUCCGGGGCCUGGGGCCGAGCUAGCUGCUUACAAUGCGGCUUUAAGCUGCAACGAGAACGACGCUGAGUCUAUAGACCGCGACUCUCAAUACAGCUCCAGUCAGAAGACCAAGCGGAUGCGAACAUCCUUUAAGCACCAUCAGCUGCGGACCAUGAAGUCCUACUUUGCUAUUAACCACAAUCCAGAUGCCAAGGACCUAAAGCAGCUUGCCCAGAAGACAGGCCUCACCAAGCGGGUUUUACAGGUCUGGUUCCAAAAUGCUCGGGCCAAGUUCAGGAGGAACCUGUUGCGGCAGGAGAGCACUGGAGUGGACAAGGCAUCAGACGGCUCCACGUUACAAGGGGGGACGCCCUCAGGUCCGGCAUCUGAAAUCUCCAAUGCCUCCAUGAGCCCAUCUAGUACCCCCACCACACUUACAGACUUGACCAACCCCACCAUGCCUACUGUCACUUCUGUACUCACAUCGGUGCCGGGUGGUAUGGAUGUACAUGAGUGCCGGAGUCCAUCACAGACAACGCUGACCAGCCUCUUCUGAUGGUCAGAGCACUAGCCCCUAACACCAUCCUCACCUCUCCCUUACACACAGACUGUUACUACAAUCUACACUCUUUCUUGAUCUCAAACGGAGCACUGUUAACACCUUAGAACUUUAAAAUAAGUAGAAACAUGAAGGAAACAAAAACACUUUAUUAGAAACUGUCUGCUUAGUGAGGCAGCUGAGCCCCACGGAUGGAAUGGUUGUUGUUAUUUUGAUGUUGUCUUGUUGAGUACUGAGAAGAACUGAUUAAAAUUGUUACUUAUUCACAGGGAAAGAUUGCUGAUGAAAAAGUAAUUUUUUUUUAUUUUGGGGGAAGUUUGUUUUUUUUCAAAACAGUAUUUAUGUUGUUGUAAAAGAGUCACUGUUAGGACUGUAAAUUCUUUUUUUCAUUUGUGGGAAAUCUGAGAUUAAAAUUCAGUUUCAAAUAUC